UAAUUCUGCCUCAGUCUGCAAUCUCUUCUGACCCCACCAAACACUCAGGAAGAAAAUGGCCACAACUGGAGUCCUGGUGUUAAGAUUUUUCUUCAUGGCUGUCCUGAUGAGCUCCCAGGAGUCAUGGGCGAUCAAAGAGGAACACACCAUCAUCCAGGCGGAGUUCUUUCUUUCCCCAGACCAAUAUGGAGAGUUUAUGUUUGACUUUGACGGUGACGAGAUUUUCCAUGUAGACAUUGGAAAGUCGGAGACCAUCUGGAGACUUGAAGAAUUUGGAAAGUUUGCCAGCUUUGAGGCUCAGGGUGCAUUGGCUAAUAUAGCUGUGGACAAAGCUAACCUGGAGAUCAUGAUAAAGCGUUCCAACAACACUCCAGAUGCCAAUGUGGCCCCAGAGGUGACUGUACUCUCCAGAAGCCCGGUGAACCUGGGAGAGCCCAACAUCCUCAUCUGUUUCAUUGACAAGUUCUCCCCUCCUGUGGUCAAUGUCACCUGGCUCAAGAAUGGGCAGCCUGUCACCAAAGGCGUGUCAGAGACGGUGUUUCUCCCGAGGGACGAUCACCUCUUCCGCAAAUUCCACUAUCUGACCUUCCUGCCCUCCACAGAUGAUUACUAUGACUGUGAGGUGGAUCACUGGGGUUUGGAGGAGCCUCUGCGGAAGCACUGGGAGUUUGAAGAGAAAACCCUCCUCCCAGAAACUAAAGAGAAUGUUGUGUGUGCUCUCGGGUUGAUUGUGGGUCUGGUAGGCAUCGUUGUCGGGAUUAUCCUCAUCAUCAAGGGUAUUCAAAAACGCAAUGCUGCAGAACGCCGCCAAGGAGCCCUGUGAGAUACCUGGAGGUGCGUCAGAUGUGCUCAGGGACUGACAGGUGAUGCCUUCAGUUGAACCUCACUUGGUGAAGAAACUUGCUGUGACAGCAUCUGAGGCUACCCCUCAGCAGAGAAUGCAUCUUCUGCAAUUUCCAGCCUUAAGCCUCAAGAAUGGCUUCAGGUUCUCUGGUCUAACGUCUGGCUGGAUUCUCCAUCUCCUUCCUGUGUGUAUAUUCUAUCUUCCAUCAUUUAUAGUAAUUCCUCAGUGACAAAUAUCACAGAGUUCUUCCUCUGCUGUGGAACUUUCUGAGAAUGGAGAUAUCUUCUGUUCAGUUAUGGCUUGACAUGUCUCCAAACUGUGUUCCUUUUUGUUUCUACAUAUAGUAAAUUCCUUUAGUUGUGAA
Apodemus sylvaticus (European woodmouse) is the source of this 1208-nucleotide messenger RNA. Its product is annotated as H-2 class II histocompatibility antigen, E-U alpha chain. The record is from RefSeq and is a predicted model, not a curated record. The transcript is spliced from 5 exons. NCBI's taxonomy places the organism in Eukaryota, Metazoa, Chordata, Mammalia, Rodentia, Muridae. Gene Ontology annotation, molecular function: MHC class II protein complex binding. Gene Ontology annotation, biological process: immunoglobulin production involved in immunoglobulin-mediated immune response; immune response; peptide antigen assembly with MHC class II protein complex. Gene Ontology annotation, cellular component: MHC class II protein complex; membrane. The coding region runs from base 56 to 823 and encodes 255 amino acids.